Molecule: messenger RNA, 525 nt
Organism: Helianthus annuus (common sunflower)
Lineage: Eukaryota; Viridiplantae; Streptophyta; Magnoliopsida; Asterales; Asteraceae
Exons: 1
Coding region: 1-525 (174 amino acids)
Source: RefSeq, a predicted model, not a curated record
AUGGAAGCUUUGGAUGUAAUCAUGACUAGGGCUAGAGAAAGAGGAGCCUUCGAAGGAGUAAAACUGCCUAAUGAAGGCCCAUGUAUAUCACAUCUUUGUUAUGCGGACGAUGUUAUAUUCAUGGAUGUAUGGUCCAAAGCAAAUAUUCUAAACCUUAAUAGGAUUUUGAGAUGCUUUUACUUGUGUUCCGGGCUAAAAGUGAACCUAAACAAAUCAAGCCUAUACGGGGUUGGGGUGGAGGAGGAGGAAGUUGAACUUAUGGCUAAGAAUCUAGGUUGUAAAGAAGGAAAAUUACCGUUCGGCUUUCUUGGAUUGACAAUAGGUGCAAACAUGAAAAGAGUGAAAUUCUGGAAACCGGUGGGGGAUAAGUUCAAUAAUAAACUUUCAGCAUGGAAAGCUAAAUGUCUAUCUUUUGCCGGAAGAUUGACUCUAGCAAAAAUCGGUGAUGGGAGCCUUGCCGAAUUAUUAUUUAUCGAUGUACUAUGCACCAAAGAAGGUUAUACAAUCAUUGGAAGCGAUUCAUAG